Puntigrus tetrazona (Sumatra barb) is the source of this 1804-nucleotide messenger RNA. Its product is annotated as glypican-6-like. The coding region runs from base 305 to 1789 and encodes 494 amino acids. The transcript has 8 exons. The record is from RefSeq and is a predicted model, not a curated record. Gene Ontology annotation, biological process: regulation of protein localization to membrane; cell migration; regulation of signal transduction. Lineage: Eukaryota; Metazoa; Chordata; Actinopteri; Cypriniformes; Cyprinidae. Gene Ontology annotation, cellular component: plasma membrane; synapse; extracellular region.
GAGAGAGGGAGAGAGGGAUUGCUACUUUCUCUCCGCUGAUAGAAACACACAGCAGAAGUUGAGAGCGCGCCGCUCCGGAUCUAUUCUGGAGGCUUCUCUGCUCUGCUCGCACACGCGUUCGUUCCGAGCGGAUCCGUCGGAGAAUUCUGCUAUGAGCCGGAUGCGACAGAAGGCGUGAUUGAUCAUUGAUGAGCGAUUGCAUGAUUGAAACAUUAGUCCACCUGCAGCUGGAGACGCCGGUGCGCUGAGCGCGUCUUGCGGGUUUUGCGCUUUUACGCAUCGGCUGGAUUUGCGCGCAGGAGGGAUGUUGAAGACACCUGUCGUGGUUUUCACUUCUUUAUCGCUGCUGUUGUCGCUGUCAUGUGCUGGAGAUGUAAAAUCGCGCAGCUGCAGCGAUGUGCGCCAGGCGUUCACGACCAAAGGCUUCAGUCUCCAUAAUGUGCCACAUCAGGAGAUAUCAGGUGAACAUCUGCGGGUCUGCUCCCAGGGCUACACCUGCUGCACUUCAGACAUGGAGGACCGGCUCGGCCAGCAGAGCAAACUGGAUUUCGAGAAAUUAGUGGAAGAGAACAGCCACACCAUUAGGACCAUAUUUACCUCCAGGCAUAAAAUGUUUGACGAAUUCUUUCUGGAGUUGCUGGACAACUCGGAAAAGUCUCUGAACGACAUGUUCGUGCGCACAUACGGCAAACUGUACACGCACAACUCGGAGAUGUUCGAGGACCUGUUCUCGGAGCUCAAGCGCUACUACACCGGCGGAAACGUCAACCUGGAGGAAGUGCUGAACGACUUCUGGUCCAGACUCCUGGAGCGCAUGUUCCAGCUGCUCAACUCUCAGUACACCUUCACAGACGACUAUCUGGAGUGCAUCAGCAAGUACACCGACCAGUUAAAGCCCUUCGGAGACGUGCCACGCAAGCUCAAGGCUCAGGUCACCAAGGCCUUUAUCGCGGCGCGCUCCUUCGUUCAAGGACUCAUGGUGGGUCGGGAAGUGGCCAACAGAGUGGCAAAGGUCAAUAUAUCUCCAGGUUGCAGUAAAGCACUGACUAAAAUGCUGUACUGUCCGUACUGUGGAGGAAUGCCAGGCCUCAAACCCUGCUCCAACUACUGCCAGAACGUCAUGCGGGGCUGCCUGGCCAACCAAGCCGACCUGGACCCCGAGUGGAACCUCUUCAUCGAUGCCAUGCUGCUGGUGGCUGACAGACUGGAAGGGCCCUUCAACAUCGAGGCCGUCAUGGAGCCCAUAGAUGUGAAGAUCUCUGAGGCCAUCAUGGCCAUGCAGGACAACAGCAUGCAGGUUUCAUCCAAGGUGUUUCAGGGAUGCGGUCAUCCCAAAGCAGCUGGAGUGGGCCGAUCUGCCCGCGGGAUCUCGGAUGUGUUCAACAGUCGCUUCAGACCCUACAGUCCAGAAGAGAGGCCGACCACGGCAGCCGGCACCAGCCUGGACAGACUGGUGAUCGACAUUAAGGAGAAGCUGAAGGAGUCGAACAAAUUCUGGUCGUCGCUGCCAGACGGCAUCUGUGCAGAGGACGAAGUGACUGACCCAGAUGAGGAGCAGUGCUGGAACAGUCACACAAAGGGAAGAUACUUCCCUGAAGUUGUAAAAGACGGCCUGACGAACCAGCUCAACAACCCAGAGGUGGAAGUGGACAUCACGAGACCGGACACCUUCAUCAGACAGCAGAUCAUGACCCUGAGAGUGAUGACCAACAAGCUGCGAAACGCUUACAACGGCAAAGACGUCUACUUCCAGGACUCCAGUGAGUCGCUUCCUUUAAAAAAAAAAUAAAAAAGUGUCAGAAAC